CCAUAAAAUACUUGACGACAUAACCAACAAUCUAUUUGUUUUAGUUAGUCAAAGAUAAAGGAAAAAUGAGCCACUUUCAUUCUCCAAUGCCCAAUAGAGAUUUUCUUUGGGGCGUAUUCCAAAGAAUUGAUACAGACAGAAGUGGUUUUAUAAAUGCCCAGGAGCUUCAACAGGCGCUCUCGAACGGAACAUGGAGCCCCUUCAAUCCUGAAACAGUCCGUCUUAUGAUCGGCAUGUUUGAUAAGAGAAAUAUGGGUCAAGUGAGUUUUGAUGACUUUGGGGCGCUAUGGAAAUACGUGACGGACUGGCAAAACUGUUUUAAGUCAUUCGACAGGGACAACUCUGGUAAUAUUGAUCAACAGGAGCUUAAGGCUGCCCUUACAACUUUCGGCUACAGAAUUUCUGAUCAAUUGGUCAGUGUUAUGAUCAGCAAAUUUGACAGGCAUGGGAACAGAACUAUAUAUUUUGACGACUUCAUUCAGUGUUGUAUUAUUUUACAUACAUUAACAGCAGCCUUUAGGCAGCAUGAUACAGAUCAGGAUGGUGUGAUAACAAUACAUUAUGAACAGUUUUUGAACAUGGUUUUCAGCUUGAAAAUUUAAAUUGAACUGUUUUAUAUUACUGUUGUGAUAUUCAAGGCAAAGAUAUUUGUAUUUUUUUAUUAUUAAAUAUUAAUAAUUUACUUAUACAUCAAUAUAAUAUUAAAUAAAUAUGUUUAUAUGUCUAAUAAAAAUUGUCUUCCUAUCUGUUAUUCUAUUUAAGAAUUGUUAUGCAAAUAAGGUACAAACAUUUUAUAUCUAUUUAUAUCUAUUGCGUUAUCGAUAAAAAUAAAUCAAAUUUGACAACAGAA
Molecule: messenger RNA, 850 nt
Organism: Aethina tumida (small hive beetle)
Lineage: Eukaryota; Metazoa; Arthropoda; Insecta; Coleoptera; Nitidulidae
Product: programmed cell death protein 6-like
Exons: 4
Coding region: 66-602 (178 amino acids)
Molecular function (GO): calcium ion binding
Source: RefSeq, a predicted model, not a curated record